AUGUCUUUUAUGCUCGAGAAUUUUGAGAACUAUUGGGCUGAAAUCUGGAAAUUGAAGGUUACUCCAAAGGUUCGUCACUUCAUAUGGAAGUGUUGUUUUAAUUCGCUUCCAACCCGCGGAGUACUUGAGCAUAGACACCUUCUCGAGGAUCCUUCUUGUCCGUGGUGUGGUUUUGAGAAAGAGUCUAUUAUUCAUGCCACAAUCUCCUGUCCCAGUGCUACUGUUCUUUGGCAUCAAAGUGGCUGCUCUGAAGCUCUUGAACAUAUGUCGUCUGCUGGAAAUUUUGGUGAUCUUGUGUUAGAAAGGCAUAGCAGGUUGGUGGUGGAUUUCAGCAACUAUACUGAGAAAAUUUACGGGAAAAGGGUGCACUCCCAUGCUCAUAUUAGGGUGGUGUGGUCUCCUCCUCCUCCUGACGUGAUUAAGAUCAAUGUUGAUGCUUCUACAAAGGAUGAGGGUUGGGUUAGAUUGGGGGCUGUCGCCCGUGACCACUCUAGCAGAGUGUUAUUUGCUGGUGUAAGACGAGUACAAGCGAGAUGGGAUCCACUUGUUGCUGAGGGGAAGGCUGCGCUAUUUGGUUUGAAGAAGGCAAAGGAGUAUGGCUAUAAGGACAUAAUCAUUGAAUCAGACUCUGAGAUUUUGAUUACAAAGCUGAAGAAGAAUUCUUGUACUCUCUCUACCAUUGAUAGUAUUGUUGAGGAUAUCGUUUUUUGUAGUUCUAAUUUUUCUUCCAUGUUUUGGUCUCAUGUUAAGCGUGAUGAGAAUUUUGUAGCCCACCACUUAGCUAGGUUAGUGCCGUUUGGUUGUGAACAAUGUUGGGAAAACCACGCUCCUAGCGAGGUUUCGUCGUAUGUUUUUGCUGAUUUGCUUACUAUGAUAUAA
This is a messenger RNA of Chenopodium quinoa (quinoa), 879 nucleotides long. RefSeq lists its product as uncharacterized. Gene Ontology annotation, molecular function: nucleic acid binding; RNA-DNA hybrid ribonuclease activity. The transcript has 2 exons. The record is from RefSeq and is a predicted model, not a curated record. Lineage: Eukaryota; Viridiplantae; Streptophyta; Magnoliopsida; Caryophyllales; Amaranthaceae. The coding region runs from base 1 to 879 and encodes 292 amino acids.